Molecule: messenger RNA, 656 nt
Organism: Dendroctonus ponderosae (mountain pine beetle)
Lineage: Eukaryota; Metazoa; Arthropoda; Insecta; Coleoptera; Curculionidae
Exons: 4
Coding region: 54-611 (185 amino acids)
Source: RefSeq, a predicted model, not a curated record
UAAAACAUAGUUAUAAAUUCAGGUCUUUCGUUUCGCGUCUUCAGUUUAAUAAAAUGAAGCACACCAGCAAACUAUCAAUUUUCUAUGGGCUGGCAAUUUUGGCUUUGGAAGCACCAUGUAUAUUGGCGGAAAACUCCCAAGGAAACAUAGUUCUAACGGGAAUAGAAAAAUGCGAAGUAGACGGCCCCAUGCCAAUUCCCUGGGAGUUUGAACUGAACAAUGCUGAUGGUGAUGGCCACAAGAAAUUUGACGCUAAGUUAGAUUUCACUGCAUUCGAUUUUAACGAUCAACUGACCUACAAGUUAACCGUCGACCGUUUGAGUGAGGGCGAAUGGGAAAACAAGAGCAACCAAGAAGGAAAUUUGUGCGAUGUCGUUAAGAAGUAUGCCAUGAAAGCAUGGGAUAACAUGAUGAACAUAAUCACGCCUCGGCCAAUUGCAGCGUGCACAGCUCAGAAGGAAAUUUUCGUAUUGAAAGACUUUGAGAUUACCAAGCCAGAACUUCAAAUUCCUCCAAUAUUUGGACAAUUGAGGGCAAUAUUGAAUAUUUACGAUAAAAACGAAAACCACGUGUUUUGUGCAUCUAUAGAGUUGGAAGUAUCUGAUGAAUGAAUCAUAAAUCACACAUCACAAUAAAAUAUAUAUUGAUUUGUAUUA